AGCCUGUCAGGCGCCCCAGACGAGGAGGAGGAUGAGGAGGAAGCGGCGCUGAUGAGCGGUUUCGGAGUUAACUGGCGCCGUCGAAGCGCCAAACGUAGAGCCGCUGUACGUCGACGCACUGUCGUACUGGACGGAUCCGAGGAACAGCCGGAUCUGGCGCCGCCGCCGCCGCCGCCGCUGCAGCCACCAGAUGCUGGGGAGCAUCGGAGCGGCGUUAAGCGGAAGCUGGCGGCAGUUGAAGAGGAGGCGCCGGCGGCGGCGGAUGGUAAGGCUGGUGGUGGUGCCGCUGCGUUGGACGACGGAAGCGGUGGACGGCAACGGGAGCAGUCGGCGGCGCCGUCGGGCGGAGGAGGAGAAGUCGGCGGUGGGGAUGCUGCUGGUAGUGGCUUGCGCGAGGGCGGCCCGAGCAACGCGGAUCGCCAUCAGCAGCAGCAGCAGCAAGGGCAGCAGCAGCAGCAAGGGCAGCAGCAGGUUGAAGCGGGAGACACGAUCCUGCGCAAUCUGCAGCAUGAAGCCGCUGUGCUGCGGGAGGCGCUGGAGGCCGUGAGGACGAGGGCGAGGACACCAACAGCACCAGAGCAGCAGCAACAGCAGGAGCAACAGCAGGGACAGGUGCAGGAGCAUGUACAAGAGCAGGGCCAGCAGGAGGAGCGACAGCAGGGACAACCGCAGCCGGAGCAGGAGCAGCCGGAGCAGGCGGCUGCUGACGCGGCCCAGCGAGAGG
Astrephomene gubernaculifera is the source of this 724-nucleotide messenger RNA. Lineage: Eukaryota; Viridiplantae; Chlorophyta; Chlorophyceae; Chlamydomonadales; Astrephomenaceae. The record is from the annotation of a GenBank genome assembly.